UUCGUGAAAGUGCGCGAGGAUUAUCAAUCCCGAAUGAAUAGUUUCAGAUCAUCCCCAGUCUUCAUUCUGACCCAGCUCUCCCCUGGUUGGUGCGGCGGAGUGUUGACAGGAGUCUGGCAACAAAAAUAGCGUCAUACCUGUCGGUUGCACUGGAAAUACUUUUUACCGGCAUACUUUUUACCUUGUACGAGUCAUUCGCUUGGCAGAUAUUCGCGUCGCUUGGCUUGUUUACAUUCGCACGUAUUGCGUGCCUAUUGUAAAUUUGAAUCAAAACGAUCGAUCUCGAUUACACUAUUUGGGCGACGCCCAAAUAAAAAAACGUACGUAAACAUUAAUUGGUGAUAGCGACUUUACGAAACACCCAAUCAGCGGCGUCCAUAGAAUGACGACUUCUGCGAAUGUUCAUGUGUGAAAUGAUGCGUUACGAAGCUCCGUCAUCUUGAAGGAUGUACUCAUAUACUGUGACCCGCUUUUCUCCCUCGUGACUCCCUUUUAGCUUCUCUGUGGGUCCUGUGGACCCCAGUGUAGAAAAUCCUGGUAAGAACACUGCUUUUUUAGCUAAAUUUCGGAUCGAAAAUGAACAAAUAAGUUUCAUAAUUAAUUAUUAAUAAUCAUUUAACUGACAACUGACAAAAGGCCAAAAAUGUAACUGACAACUGCCAAAUGGCCAAAAUUUUAACUGACAACUGACAUUUGUACCCUCCCAUCCAAACCCUCUUUGAAAGAAUCAGUAUUUAUUUUUAAAUUCUUAUAUAAAAAGAGCUGGUAAUUUAUUUAAAUUUAAUGCACUUUCCAGAAAGCAAAAGAUGCUAUUUUCUGUUUCAUAAGGUUAAAAGUGUUUUGAAUACUAUUGUUCGUACUUAUGAUUCAAUGAUUGGGUAGUCUUUGUCUAAUAAAGCAUCUAAGUUUGUCGAGAUAAAACGCACAGGAACCGUGAUAAUGUUCACCGGCGUUAAUCAGUAACUCCUAGUCCUUUAGUUUUGUGAGCCUCGUUCUACACCGCCAUUACUGGAUGGUUUCCGUCUACCUACAAGGCAUUUUCGGUCGCAGUUUUAGUAAUAACUUCUUGGGCGUUUUUCCGCCUUGAAAUUUUCAAUUUUUGAAUACAGCUUCUCUAAGAAUUUUCACCACACAACAAACUCGGACAGACUGAGAUCAAAACUAUGUAAAAUGUUGGCUGCCUCUUUCAUAGGCUUUUCCAAGGCUCAGUGGGGAGCAGCGAGAAACAAUACGCGAGAGCUGGAGACAAGCGAGAAGCGCGAGAGGAGGAUGACGGAACGAGCGUAGAGCGCAAGCGGUGAUUGAUCCCCGCUUUCAGUUAAUAAUUAACUCAAAUAUCCCCCAAAAAUUGAUCGCUGAAGCUGGAGACGAGGAAGAAAUAUUGGUGACAACUGGCGCUCAUAAUUCCUUGAAAGUUAAUUACAUAACCUAUGAAGAUCUUUUUAUUUUAGUAAAAAACAAAUUAAAAUAUUCUGAAUAGUUUUUUAAGCUCUGCUUCUUUUGGAGAUGGUCAAUUUUACCGUAACUUUGCUUUCGAACUGAAUAUAAAUACCCUAAAAUGUUUGUAGGGUACGUAAAUGAUGUUCGGACGUCGAAACUGUUGGGACGGAACGAUUUUCAGGUUUGUCCGACAGUUUUGCCGCACAAACAUUUAUUUUAGUUAAAGCUUUCAAAACUAAAGUUAAGCGCAGGACCAAGUAGCCUAGUUUCUUGCGACAAGGCUCGUUACUAUACAGUCAGAUUUUAAAGCAUCAGUUUCAGAAUGAGGAGAUUGAAAACGUGGCGACGGCACUUACUAUUAUUCUUUGAAAGGAAGUAUCUUCCCGAGGGCAGUGUGGAAUGCUCUAAAGGAAAUUAUAAUUAAGCUCCCUUUCUAAAGCUAAAGGAUUUUCCGUAUACAACUAUAACCUACAUUGAUUGUCGUUCUCAGCGUCAAAACAAACAGGUCUAUGAUUUUAAUACUCUGUUGAACAAUCACCAAAAAGAGUACAAAGUAGUCAAGCAAAUAUAGGUUCAAAAUGUACAGGAAACCACACGGGGCAAAACAAUGCAUGGUUUACAGAUGGCAAUCACAAGGGUACAAACUGAAUGUUUAGUAAGUCUAGCCAAUGUCUUCAUGUAUUGUCUUUUGUAAGUUAUUGUACCCCGCUCUUAUUAUUUUUUUAUUCUUUUUUUCACUUACGAAAGGGAGAAUUAAAUAGACAUUUUUACCCAUACGGUGGCCAUAUUGAAUUAAUUCGAUUUAAGGAGUAUUAUAGGAUGCCCAGGGGGUAUGAGCACAUUUCGUUUGUUAUUUUUAGCGCUUUUCGGGACAUUUAAAGUUUUCUUAGGAUAAGAUUGUAGUGGGAAAAAAUAUCCUUGUACUGUGUUUGGAUGUAAUAAUGAUCGCCUUUUUAACGAGAAAUAUACAGCGAAAGACCAGAUUUCUAGUAUUAAACUAGAAAAAGGCGAUCAUUAUUACAUCCAAACACGGCACAAGGAUCUUUUUUCCCAUUAGAAUCUUAUUCUAAGAAAACUUCAAGAAAAAAUGUCCCGAAAAGCGCUCGAAAAUACAAGCGAAAUGUGCUCAUGCCCCCUGGGCAUCCUAUAAUACUCCUUAAAUCGAAUUAAUUCAAUAUGGCCGCCGUAUCGGUAAAAAGGUCUACUAAAGGACGGUAUAAGACAUCUUCGAACUAAACUAGGGGUACCUUCCAGCAAGUGCCAACGAGGCGAAUUCGUUUAUCUUUUGUGAAAUGUGUCUAUUCAGAUCUUCGCGAUAAUUUCUUUUUAUAUAAUUUUAGAGGUUUAAAAUGGAUUCCGCUAUAGAAAAGGAUGGCACCCAACUUCAAAACAACAACUUUGGCACAUUGCAGGCUUUCACGUUUUAAUUAUUAAACAAUAACAACAUGGCUUGAAGCUUUGUUGGUAAAUAUGAGCAAGUUAGUACUUAUAUUUCAUGGAAAAUUCAAUUGUAUCAAAACUAUAAACGUUAGAAAGAAAAAGAUAGAUCAAAUGAGGCCUUUGACUGCUGAAAUUAUAAAUAUAAUUAAAUUCUGAGCAACAGCAUCAUCAGGGAUAAGAAAAAUGUUUCGCGUGGUAAUAUACAUAAGAAAAAAUUGGUGUAAAGUAAAAUGUGUGAAAAGCGCAAGAAUGGAGCGGAAUGUAUCAGAGGUAUAAAAAUAUAGACUUGAAUAAAAUACAAAGAUCUAAUGAGCGAGUGUCACAGGACAAAGAGUCUCUUGAAAGGCAUAAUAAUAGUCUUCAAAACGAAAGGUCCGUAAAUUCGUUGCAUUCCUCACGGGAGUUUUGGGCUGUCUCAAUGUAAAUCGAGCAGCAAAAAAACAUGCUGGUUGACAAAAUCUCUCGAAUAAAUUCUAAAGUAAAAGGUCAGCAAAUACGUUGCAUUCCAAACGGGAGGUGAGGACUGGCUCAAUGUAAAUCGACCUGCGAAGAACACGCUGGUUCUGAUAAAAGUUUUGAGAAUUGCAAAGCCGGAACAAGCUGGUUCUGAGAAAAAUUUGAGCGUAAAACCCUAUUUUUUUAAGCUGCUGCUUUAAACGCAAUUUACAAAGCAAACCAGAACACUUACUGCCCUUUCAAAUUAGAAAUCGUAUUAAAGCUUGCUUACCUGUUACGUCCUCUUGACAGACAUUCUCAAACUCAUUAAUUAUUCAUGUACUGAUGACCCAAUCAGCUUGCAUCAAUUGAGUCAGGUGCAUGUAUUUUGAUACCCAAUGAACAUUCCGAUCAAGACACAUUCGAUUAGUUCAAAAACUGAUCAAGAUACUGAUCAAGAAACUUGAAUUUUAAUCAGUCUCAAUACUAAAUACAGUAAAUUUUCCGCUUCAAUCAUUACUUACAACAACAAUAGGGCAACAUAUUAUUCUUUCAACUUUUCCGUUGUAGAAAUAGAUCGUGUUCAAUAACAACUUAGCUGAUGUAGUUCCCAGCAAUUUCUUCUCCCAGAAUGUUGCUUCUUCUUGCUCGCUCACAAACUCAUUCUCCUCCUUCUUGCACUUAAUGUUAUGCCCUUCUCGAACGCCAUCCUUCAUCUCUUCAUUUCGGCAUCUAAGCAACGUCGAAACAGGAUAAACCUUCAAAAACAACACACCAAAUUCAAUUCCCAAAACAGUGCAUUUUAAACUUCUGAAAAAUGCGGUCUAAAAGUUGUCAAUUACCUUUUGUCACCAGCGUCCAGAGGAUUCAAAGCUUCGGAUCCAUUUUUCUCCUCCAAAUAACGCUUGAGAGCACAAAUGAUACCAUAAACAGUCUUGGGAGGGUAUCUUCCACCGGACUUUUUAGCUAUCUCCAUCACGAAUUUUGACAACCAAUAGUUCAGCGACAGAGCAUCCAUUCCGGCAAUAUCUGCGCUCAGAGUGGUAACCUUGUGUAAAUCGUAGUCCUUGAAGAGACCACCACAAUCUAAUAACGGAACUUGAACCUCUCUUAACUUCUGCCAUUCCGAAAAAAUGCUCACAGCCCAGUUGUUUUUAUACUUAGUUGAAGCUGGAACGGCGUCAUUCACCAGAACAUUUUCUUGGAAAGACGUUUUAGAAACGCGAAAUCGUUCUGAUCCGGGCUCGACCUCCAUCACGCUCCGUAAUGUUAAUCUACUAAAAAACCCGCCAGCAUGGCCGCAUAUUAAAUAUUCAUUUCAUUUAUUACGAAUAAGAAACAAACAAUAGCCUAUUGAGCACGUCUGCUAAUUACCUAUUCUUCGGAAAUAAUUCCACUAAAUUCUCACACUAGUUUGAGAAGUCAUGUCAAAAACUCGUGCUUCGUGUUUCAUCAGGGGUUUCAGACACCUCGAAACAAUAAUUUUCAUCUGUUUCACGGUGUCUGGAACCCCUGAUGAAACACUCGCACUCGUUUUUGACAUAUUACACGAACAGCUUUACAUUGAAUCACCCAAUUUCGGACCACGAGUUGUAAAUACAAGACCAUGACGUCACUACCCAAAUAUGGGGUCUUACUUACACCCAAAUAUGGUCAAAAAUGCAAAUUUUAGAGGGUUACGCAGAAUUUGAGAGUUUUUGCCUACAUUGCGCAGCGUUAUAAUUCUGCCGCCGAGUCAACCUCGCUUCUUAGCUCGGUUGCCUCCUUGGCAACAAAUCCUAUGAUCAUCGUGGCCAGCUUGUCUUCCCAUAUACAUACGUAUCUCGAGCAGAGGACGUAGUCACCGUGCACGAAAACUAGUAAAAAAAAAAAAUAGUUUCAGUUAACUGAAAGAAUUUUUUUAUGCUAAUACUAGAAGGCCACCUGCGCUUAUUGAGAAAUAGCCUUUCAUUUCCUAAUUCACGUCAUCUGGAGGAAGUUUCAGUUUCCAGGCUGCGACCCUUAAAACGCAGCCUUGGGACAGCGCUAGCCCGAAAGGUUGCUGUACCAGUGAGGUGAAAGGAAACAUUAUUCUGUCGGAUUUUUGCCCAAACGAUCAUGAUGCUUUGUGAAUUUGCCUGGUCUUUUUGUCUCUUUGCUUUCUCCAUAAGCGGCAAUACAGGUAGACACCUCUUUCUUUCCGUUUUUCUAUUCUUUUGUUAAUAGAUUCUCUGUAGAUUAAAUUAACGACGAGCACAUGAACUCAAAGCGCUCUUAAUAUCCUUGUACGAAUUGAAAUUCUUUUUAAUUUUUGUUUUCUCCAUAAGCGGCAGUACAGGUAAAGGCCUCUUUCUUUCCAUUUUUCUAUUUUUUUUUUUAAAAUUUAACAGAUUCUCUGUAGAUUAAAUUAACGACGAACACAUGAACUCAAAGCGCUCUUAAUAUACUUCUACGAAAUUCUUUUUAAUUUUUACUGUUAUCACUUUUAGAAACUCGUUUUUCCGUGAUGUUCCUCACUUAAAGAGAGCAAAUUUAAACUGUAUUUCGAUCCGCCCAAAAUAUAUAACUGUUUCAGAUUAGACGCCAGGAUAUUUUUUAAAUCCAGUAUAUAAAUUUCAUGGGGAAGAAAUACAACCGAAAAUGGCAGAUGAUUUUUUUCCCUGCAUUCCUCAGUAAUUCAAACUUGUAAUCAUGGUCGACUCUCGUUUCUCUAGACAAAUUUCUCCUGCAGCCUUACUAGAAAAUUACAAGAGCGCUGGUGAAAAUAUCAAAAAUGUAAGAGCCAUUAGUUGAGCAAAGACAAGUCAGGAAUCUUUUCUGCAUGAGCCACGACUGCACGCUAGGUUCGAUGUAGACUUUAUCAAAGCCCGUUUCCGGUUCUGCUGUCGGUCGCAUUCGCUCGCUUCGCGAGCUUCCCUCGGCGCUCACGCAGUCGACUUGAGGCAAGUCUAGGUAGGAUAAAAAAAGACCUUUUAAGAUGGUCCAUGACAUGAUUAUAGCCCACUUUCGAUGUAUCAAAAUUCUAACAUGACUCCGAGGCUUUUGGAGUUGUGAAAAAUUGCAAUUUUGUCCCAACGAGGCCUCUGGAAGAAUUUUCACAUGGCAUAUCGUGUUUAGCCCAACUUUAUUGUAAAGGACUGUCUCGCAAUUCUGAGAAGAGACUUGACUCAAAAACAAACCCAAGCCAAACAUUGAAAAAUGACCAGAAUGCCUCUAUCAGAGUCACGUAAGAAUUUUAAUAUAUCGAACGUAAGCUAUUGACAACCUGCUAACCAGAUGCUUUUGAAUGUCGUGGAUCUCAAUGACAUCGAUCACAAUUUGUUCAAAUAUCCGGCAUCAACGAGAAACAAAAUUCACCCUUAAAAUUUAUUUAUUGAUCCAAUACAGUUGAUUCAUCAACCAUUUGUUAGGCCCCGUCUACACGAAGGAAAGCUGAAGAUUUUUGCUCCGUUUUCAAAAACACCCUGAAACAUAGAAUCCGGAAACGGAAACGGAAUGCGGAUCGAAUAUAUUAGCAAUGACAAUAAAAUAAAUAAACGGUAGUUACUAAAACAAGGAACCACCUGAAACCACCUAAAGCCAGCAAUAAUUUUUUUUUUUAAUUUUUAAUUUUUAAUGAUGUACCAGUGAGCAGCACACUUACACUUCCAGUGAACAAUUUCACUUGGAAGAAGGAGAAAGCUGCUCACUAGUACAUCAUUAAAAAUUAAAAACUGAAACUAGCAGAAGCCACUCUAGAAACUGAGCAGUAGUACAAUCUGCUGGUAUAGUAGAAUUCCGACUUCACUAACGCUAGAGCCCUGUGGUUCAGUGGUUAGAACGUCCGAUCUAGUAUGCGGAAGGUCGCGAGUUCGCUUCUCGCCAGGGGCACCAAAAUUUUCGUUGCCCCGGGCGAGCAUGGUUUCUCCUUCUUCCAAGUGAAAUUGUUCACUGGAAGUGUCAGUGUGCUGCUCACUGGUACAUCAUUAAAAAUUAAAAAUUAAAAAAAAAUUAUUGCUGGUUUUAGGUGGUUUCAGGUGGUUUCAGGUGGUUCCUUGUUUUAGUAACUACCAUAAAUAAACAGAUAAAUAAAGACAUAAAUGAAUAAAUUACCUGAGUAGAGGAGACUGCUGUAUGACUAGAGGAGUCGAUUCCGGUGAAAAGACUCUUGAUACCACUUCCGACAAUGAAUGCAAACGCUCAUGGGCAGCAAAGCGAGGAGAAAAACUAUAGCUGAUGAGAAGAAGUAACUGGGAAUAAUUAGUCCCUUUAAAAGGAGGUAAGUGAUAUGGAGACAGACUUCGUUUUAAUCGACAGAGGCGUCGUUUAUACACCAGAAAGGCGUCGUCGUCAAGUUUUUCCUGGGUGUUUCUUCUGGGCUGUCUUCAACAGUGUUCACUUCUAUUUAUCAAGACAACUUACCCAAGAGAACCAUGGCAUUGUGGAGUCCAAAGAGAAGAGAAAAUUGUUCAUGCAUUUGCUUGAUUCCGCAACUGAUUACAUCAUAGGCUGUUCCAGGCGUUCGGAUUGUGCGCUGUCGCCCCGAUCUGAAAUGCCUGGAACAGGCUAACUACAUCAACAUAAUACGCCAUGUUUAAUAAGCCUCUUUAACGCAAACUCAGUUACACCAGUAUUCCAUCAGCAUUCAGCUUAGCGAAAAAGUUGAACUUAUUUGCUAAGACACCGGAACUGUGAUCACGUCAUGGGUCGGCCAUGUGUUGAGUAUUUAGUUUGGGGACAAUCAUGUAGUGUGGACCGACGCCAACUACUACUAUUAAUGACAUUUAGCUGAAAAGGUAAUGUUUAACUGUAUUAUUCAACCAAUAAACUCGUGAAUAAAAAUAACUUGUAAAAUUACUUUUAUCGGCUUUGCAGUGCAAUAAAUCACACUUUGGCAAACCUUAUCAAGAACCAAUAAACAAAAAUAUAAGGGAACUUCAAAGAAAACUAAAACAAAUGCUCUUUGGAUUGUACUAAAUUACGCAAUGUGAAAUUCUUUAAUUUUCUAUCAUUGAUGUUUGAUUCCGUUUUCCGCUUCCGUUUCUGUCUCCGUUUCCGUUUCCAUGAUUUCGUAUCCGGAUUCCAGAUUCCCUAUUUUAGUGCUACGAUGCUUUUCUUGAAUAAUGUUUUUGGCUGUCCACACGAAAACGCAAUAGUGACUGAAAACGCAACCUCGUCCCCAGUAGGGGUCCCUUUUAUCAUGCGCCGCCCUGUCGCUGACCAAAAGGAUCGCGGCCUCUGAGAAUGAGAUUGCACAACAGGGACUCCUGAGGACGAGGUUGGUACCAUCUUUGAUACUGGGAACAUGCGCAUUCACUGGUAAAUGCAUAUUCGGACUCAUUCUCGCCCCCAGAGCCACUCGGCUCUAUUUUCACCAUUUUAUAAAGUACUUAGUUCCUCAGAGAAAAUUAGAAAAAAAAAAAAGAAAAGAAAAGAAAAGAUAUUUAUUUUGAAAUAUAAGCCCGCUCUAAAUCAUUUGAAAUUACGCUAAUUGCUCGCGCAUAUAUUGUCACGUAAUUAUCUAUCUCCCCCUUUAACUAAGCGCCCCCUUUGAGAAACUUAAAGGAGUGCCAGGCGCAAAUUUGAGGAUUACUGUAUUUCAGGGCUAUGCUACAACUGCAUACCUUGAGUUUAUAAUCGCAACAAUCACGAGCACCAAACGACUGUUUUCUAUAAAAUAUCUGUUCGGAGAUGCAAACAUUGCCUAGAAUUAUCUAUUACUUCAGGACCGCUAAUUUUUCAUGUAACUACCCAGGCUAAGCUAUCUUUCGUACAAAAAAGGAAACCUAAAAUUUUCGGAUUUAAAAAUGUGAUGGAGAGAGGAAUAAGAUAAAUUCUCACUUUCGUAAUACUUUAAAUUACAUACAAAUUUUUCAGAGAAAUGAUCCUCCAGCCCUCAUUGUAAUUUUGAAAAGACUCAGGUUACCCUAGGAUGACCGAACAGACACAAAUUGUAUAGUGUCGCUUAGAAUGCACUUCUAGAGAUCUACAUGUACUUCGGAUAGCCGCCUAAAAAGUGUAUUUAGGAGGAAAUCGUCGUUGGGUGCCCCUGUAAAAUCAUUUCUUAAUUAUAUUAAUUCUGUUACAUUUUAUGAAACCAAGGUAUAGCAGAAGGCAGCCGUACAGACGUUUAUGUUUCCAUUCAUGGUCAAGAUAUCGACAACUGUGGCCCUCAGAGUGAACCAUGCCGGUCCAUACCAAAAGCGGUUCAACAGGUUGUAAAAAAUGGACACAUUCAUCUUAAUGGUUCUGGAACGAAGGACCAGCCCUUUGACUGCAAGAGUAGGGGAAUUUCUAUUAACAAAGGCGUGUCUAUAGAACGCCUCGAUUCUACCCCGCAUGUUAAGUGUGAAAAAGGAUUUCACUUUCAUAAAGAUAAAGUACAAAAAAUAAAAAUUACUUUGACUGGGAUUGCAUUUGAGCACGCACCGCUUGUAUUUGAUGACUGCUACAGAAUUCAGCUUAUAAACUGCUCUUACAAGAACGCGGGCAAAAGAGCCGCCGUCAGCGUUUGGACGAAAAAUAUUCCCACACUCCAGUUACACAUACAGGGACCAUCUCUGUUUCUGAACAACCAACAAUGCAUUGAAGUCUGGAUAAGAAACAAAAGGAGAUUUUCCCUCACGCUUGGCGUGAACAACACCAUAUUUCAAGAGAAUGGCCUUCAAUCUAAUCAGUCAACUAGAGCUGUGAUUUCCAUACGAACCAACAGUAAAUCCAAUUCAUCAGUGCAAACUAAGAUCAAUAUUUCAGUAAACAAAGUCACAAGCGUCGAAAACAAGGCUCCUUUCAUGCUGCUAGAUGUACCGACAGCUAACACAAAGGAAGUAUACAGCCAUGUAAUUCUAUUAAACAAUAACUUGAGGUCAUCUAACACAACAAACAGUGCCAGGCGCUAUAUGGAUAGCAUGUACAUAUCCCAAGUAAGAAAAACUGAUACAAGAUUUCGCCACUUUCUCUGCGGUAACAACAGUAAUGACUUGGCAUUAAGGUGCAUUAAGAUUUCUUCCAGCAAGGCUAAAGUGAAAAUCGAAAAUUCUUCAUUUGUCGGGCAAACUGUGAAAAAAGGAAAGGGCGGAGCCUUGAGUCUUGAAUGCAAACUCAGCGCUUCCUUGGUUAUUACAAACACUACUUUUGAGCGAAACAAGGCAUAUACCGGUGGCGGUGCGAUUUCUUUCAACAGUGUAAACGGAUAUCUGCUAACGCUUCAACUCACUAAUGUAAAUUUUUCUGAAUGCGAAUCCGGAACUCACGGCUCUGCGGUUCUCGUUGGGAAAACUCACAGUCCUAAAGCUAAACCGAAAACCUAUGCUCUAUACGGGCAUUUUAGAAACGUCCGUGUCAAAAACUGCGCCGGUCCACACAGCAGUGUUUGUGUUAUGAUGAAGUAUGGGUUCGUGGAAUUUGAACGUUUUCACUGGAUAAACACUGUUUCAAAGGUCUCUGGAGGUAUAUUCGUAGCAAGUACUAGUACUUGGAAGACAGAUGUUUCAAUUUUGAAGUCUAAUUUCAGCAACAGUCAUUACAAUGGAAGUGUGUUCGUGAGAAUCGAAGCGCUGAAAAAACACACAGGAAAGGUUUUGGUAGCCAACACUUCUAUAUACAAUAAUCAAAAUAUAGCGCUGAUAAUCAACCCAAAAUAUAAAAUCUUGCUCAAGAACGUGACCAUCGCCUAUUGCAGACACGGAUUACAAACAUCCAAAAAAUGGUUGUUUCCCUGCGACGUGCCUUUGAAGCCUGUCAAAAUCCUAAUUGAAAACUGCACUUUUAAACGCAAUGUCUACGAUGUGUCUAUAACUGUAAGAGACGCUCGGUCUGUAUCGUUCACAGUGAACAACACGAAUUUCAUCGGCCAGUCAAACGGUCACGCGAUUCGAUUUUAUAUGCCCGCAGUGGGGAAGAUAACCAAAACAUCGAGAGCCACAGUAAAAAUAGACAAAGUGAUAUUUGAUUCUCGUCCUGCCAGCUAUUUCGCCCUUUACUUCCGUGGCAAGAAAUAUGUAACCAUACGGCGGUCGAUUUUUCGCCACUGCACGUCUGUUAGCCGAGAGCUGUGGAACUAUGGUGAUAGUAAAUUUGCUUAUGAGACGGCGACAGGUGCUAUCUCGAUUCUCUCCAACCCCGACAAACGCUACGAACCAGGGUGUGUCGAACGAAACAUAAACAACAACACUCACCCUUUAAGGAAGUACGACAGUCACGUGACUGUUGAAGAUACGUUAUUUCAAGAGAACGCUGGGCUCAAUGGAGGUGCAGUGUAUCUUAGUAACGGAAACACUACCUUUCGGAAUUGCUCCUUUGAAAACAAUUUGGCAGCAAUGCACACAGGUCAAGUUUAUUCGGCCUAUGGAACUGGUCGAGUAGAAUUCGUCAACUGCUCUUUUGUUAGUAGCACGUACCAUGCAACUAUCUCUGGCAGGAAAUUCAAAAAUGUCGCCUUCUUUUAUUCUGAAAGCGGAGGACCCAUCAAGUUUCGGAACUCGUCUAUGUUUUCAAACACCUCUACAAGGCGUUCGUUUUCUGUGUUAGCAGUCUACAACGGAGGAUACGUUGAUAUCGACCGCGAAACAAGCAUUCGCUGCGAAGGAAGUCAGAUGUCUCUUGCAAAUGCAACACAUUUUGUGUACACCGAAAAAAGACAACGCCUUUGCAUAGAGAACGUGACCGUCCUUUGGUUUUCCUGUAAGCUGUGCUCUCCCGGAUAUUACAGCUUACAAACUGGCUUCUCAAAAGGUCUUGCUGUAGAUGAUUCAUUCCAAUGUCAACCGUGUCCGUUGGGAGCUACAUGCAUAAGAAACGAAUCAAGCAUUGCGGCAAUAGAAAACUUCUGGGGAUACAAUGUGCCGGAAAGAGAGGGGCAAGUACUCAACUUUGUUCCCUGCCCCAAGGGUUAUUGCCGCUCACCGAGCCCGCAAUCGUUAGUGUACAACAGUUGCCAUGGAAACAGGACUGGUUUUCUGUGUGGCCAGUGCGCACCUGGUUACACUGAAACACUAUUUAAUUCUGAGUGCAGAAUAACAGCUCAAUGUAAAGAUUACCUCUUCUGGAUAGCGAUGUUUCUUUUCUCGGCUGCCUUGGCGCUAUAUCUGUUAACUGAUCCUCCUUUGCUUCGACUUCUAUGUCCACAACAGAUUUUAUGGUUCAUGAAAAAGAAGGAGAGAAGACAAAACCAAGAAAACAGUGAAAACUGCGACGAGUCAGACAGUGGUUAUACAAAAAUCGCCUUCUAUUACUACCAAGUCGCCGAUUUGCUGCUAGGCAGUUCUCUUGAUGACUUGCUUUCUGAAAUGCCCCUCGUUGUUGCUAUGAUUUCAGCGUUCAAUUUUCAAGUCCGCGCUGUUUACCUAAGAAUCGAGUGUCCAUUUCCGGGAUUGACCCCAGUCACCAAAGAACUGCUUCUUUCUUUGGUGGUGUUCGCAACAAUGGCGAACCUCGCCCUCAUUUUCUGCGCCCACUUGGUUAUCAGCAGAUUCCAUAAGAAGGUGAGAAAGCCAUCGUUGAGCCGUUACAUGGCGGUCUGCUUGGAGAUAUUGUUGCUAGGAUACGAUAGACUGGCUGAAACUUCGCUGGGGCUGAUGCACUGUGUAAGAACUGGGAAUGAGCAUCGACUGUUCAUUGAUGGUACCACGAUCUGUUGGCAGGCAUGGCAAUACAUCCUUCUUGGGUACAUUGUCGUGUUUGUGGUGCCCUUUAUCGCAGUCCUGUACUACGGUUCUUCAAAGCUGCACGGUUCUUCCAUUUCUUCAGGUGAAUUUCUCGCAGCCUGUGCUAUUCCUUUGCCAUUUCUAAUCUAUUGGCUUUUCAAGCGCGUUUUCAAGAGAAGAAAGGAAGAAAAUGAAAGCGAAGAAGCUGGAGCAAGGCUGAACAAUAGAGCUGAAGUAAUGAAGGUCCUACACAAGCCAUUUCGCGCACCUAAUGAUCGAGAUAAAGGCACUCUUUACUGGGAGAGCGUUAUGAUUGGUCGACGGCUCAUCCUUCUAACAUUUCACUCGUUCAUCCCCAACGCUAUGAUCCGACUUUUCUUCAUGGCUAGCGCGUGCGACCUCAUGGCCAUCCACCACAUAAUCAAGGCCCCAUUCCGGAGUAGCACCGCUAACAAAGCCGAAACGACGUCCUUAGUCACCUUGGCAAUCGUCGCCAAAAUCAACCUUAUAAAGGCCACUCUCCUGUCUUCCGGGAUAAGUGCCAAGGGAAGAAACAAGCUUUUCCUGAAGGGACUUCAGUGGUUCGAAUUUGCUGCAAUGGGACUUGUUCCCGCAUUGUUGUCCUUGUUAGCUGCUUCAGCCAUUUUGUCGCAAACAUUCCGUUUGAUUAUUUAUAUUGUCAAGAAGAUUGGCCGACGCUUUCGAAAGGAUGACAUUACUCAUACAUCUAUCGAUGAACUAACAGAUCCUCUUUUGAGUAAUAACCAAUAUUAUGGUAGUUGUUAACGGUUACUUUGAGGAGGGGAGGGGGCGGGGGUAUGCUAUCGCCCUUGUCGGUCAUUUCGCCAAGAAAGUUAGGAAUAAAGUCCCUGUCGCAUUUUAGCUAGUAACAAAACGUUGCUUUUGGUUCAGCAUAAAUUUUUGAUACUCAGUUUUGGAAUUUUUACGGCAGAUGUAGAGCUUGGUAAGAAUUAAUUGUUAUUAAACUUUCUCCCUGGAAUGAUCGUUCUUGAACAAUACCAUAAUUGGAUAACGUUACAAAGAAAAUAACAAAAAAUGUUUGGAAAUAACGGAAGAGAAUUUGCUCUUUCGCUGCCGAAACAGCCGAAAUGCAAGGUGAACAGAUGCCGCUUUCACUUCUUAAAAAUGUAUUGUCGCUGUCAUAAUUCUUUCCUUCUUUUCUGUCGAUUGUUGGUUUUUUCUGAGAGGACUGUCGUCAGAGAGUUUUCGGCGCAAUGUUGCCUGUCGCUUCUACCCCUUGGAAGGCCUCAACAUUCCUACCUGUUACCAUGCCAACAAUUUCCAAAGAGAAAAUACAGUAGAAAUUAAUCGGUCAGGGGAUGAGGGUAAGGGAAGAUGUGAGCGUCCCCCUCCCUUGCCUAGCGUUUUAUUUACGCUGAAAAGUUUGCUUAUUUUGCCCCUUAUGAUAAAAAUAACAAUUACCACCGGCCUUAGGCUCGAUUACCAGCCGCUGUUCGGGAAAAUGAGCCCGCACUCAUCCCCCCGAAGGGGAGGAUCAAGACCGGACCCGGGAGACGGCGGAAAUCGAGCCUACACCGGCCUACCAUGAAAUUUUCUUGACUUUCAUGCCGUCUUACAGAUAUUUUCUUCAAUAUCCCAAGCCAACUCCAAGAAUAUUUUAGAUGAAUGUCUAAAUGUGUUGGUUAAUUAGAAUGAAGAGAAUUUGGAGAUAUACGCUACAUGGUGAAGACAUAAAGUAGGGGGCAAACUUGUAGUCUUUUGCCUUACUGAUCUUGGGAAUAACUCUUUGCUACCCUGAAGCAUAUGUUUGUGAUUUAUGAUGCCAAUUUCAAAAUAUAAACCUAAUUAGUGCACAACCUAUAACCUACCUAGCUGCCAAACAAUUUCCUGUCAGUGAAGUGAACAAUAUUGAAUAGCCUACGCGAUACUUGAGCCGCACAUCUGUCGGGAGAGGGUGCGGCUACACGUUGGCUAAAUUUAAAAAACUGAUUCUAGCUGGAAUUUACAUGUAUCUGCAUAUAAAAAAGGAAGCAUUCUGUAUAAACUAUGACAAGGUGUUAUUAUUGGUUUUAUGUUCUGUAGUUUUUGCUAACUAUAUAUAUCUAUGGGUUUUCCACCCAAUAAUUGGAUUAUAUAGCUUAAAUAGUACACUAUUAAGAGCAGAUUAGGAAUUUGUAUCUCGUUCUAAGUAUUUUGGCAUUAAACUAUUAACAGUUCCACCAUCCUGUUUUAGUUCUGCUUGGCAUUGCAAGUGAUUCUUGUCUUGUAUAGAGACAAUAUCUUGAUGGCGGUUUUUAAGAUUUUAAGCUGUCCCAAUGAAAUAUUGUAGACAAUGACUUCUAAGCAAACGUCUGUUACCAUGUGAUAUCCAGGUGACUAUCCUUCAGCGUAACUAAGGUAAACAAGCACAUUGUGAAUAUAUGCUGGCAAAUAAGCAUAUGUUUAGUACAGACAUCCCAAGAAUUGUCACCAAUGUUGCAUCCGUAACAAGCAUGUUAAGGAGCAGAAAAUACUUUGCUAAAACUUCAGCAACAUUUCUGUUUGAGAAGGUUUACUAUCCAUAAGAUGCAGACUACAUUAAAAUUUGACAUUAGAAACUACGUCGACCAUAAUUUUGACUUUAAUGAUGAUGACGACGAAGAAUUAACAGGCAUGUUGCACGAGCUUAUAAGUACUUAGAUCCUUGGCAAUGGUACGGGGAUGUUACCGAGUAUACCCCAAGGCGAUCUGUUUGAAGAGUUCCCUAGAAGGUAGAAAUCUGGUUUUCUUCACCCGGUCACUCAGGACGUUUGUAUAAACGUGGAAGACCACAAGUCUUUUUGUGAGGCGCUGUAUCAGCUGCAGAAAAUUGAUGAGCGAGAAAUUGUUUAC
This is a messenger RNA of Porites lobata, 15770 nucleotides long. Lineage: Eukaryota; Metazoa; Cnidaria; Anthozoa; Scleractinia; Poritidae. The record is from the annotation of a GenBank genome assembly.